Messenger RNA from Chara braunii, 3084 nucleotides. NCBI's taxonomy places the organism in Eukaryota, Viridiplantae, Streptophyta, Charophyceae, Charales, Characeae. The record is from the annotation of a GenBank genome assembly.
GCGUGCCAGAACUGGAUAGGGAGUGGGGGCGGGGGGAGACGAGUGGAGGACGGGCGGAUGAGGCCCAAUCACCGUCCCCCCCCCCGGAGGAGGAAGUAGGUAAGGUGGAGGAGGGGGCUGCGAAGCACACAUCGAUUACCCCCCCGGAGGAGCGGGGACGGUGGGCGGGCGUAGUAAAGGAAAAGGUAAACUCUGAAAUGGAGUAUCGCCGGGAAGGGAAAGCGUGCGAGCCCGAACUGGAUAGGGAGUGGGGGCGGGGGGAGACGAGUGGAGGACGGGCGGAUGAGGCCCAGUCACCCCCCCCGGAGGAGGAAGCAGCUAAGGUGGAGAUAUUGGAGGGGAAGGGGGAAGACAGUCAGGGCAGAUUUGAUGGGCAGGCACUUCAGUUUUCGGGGGGGGAGAGAGGGCAAGCCAAGGAGGUGCUGCGUGAGCUUGGGGGGGAAUGUAAGCAGAAGGGGCAGGUGGGGCUGGAUGAGAUCAGUCCAGGGAAAGUGCCGGAGGACAUUAAUGAGGCCAAUGGUUGGUCGAAUGAGGAGGUAGUGGAAUCUUCGGGAAGGAUGGAUGAAGAGGGAGGGGGGGGGAAUAGAAAGGAAAGCACGUUAGGGGGGAAGGUCGGGGAGAGUGAGGUGCUCCAAAAGAGGGCAGACACGGGGAGAAGACAAGCAAGUGAUGCUCGACUGUACUGGAACUGGGACAGACGGGGGCGAUGGGCCUGGGUGAUGCUACAGUGGGGGCAGACCCGCUGGUGUGUGGUGUCGGUGUAUGGACCCUCGGAUCCCCGCGCGCGGACCGACUUUUGGGCGGAGUUCAGAACCCAAAUCUCCGAAGUUGAAUGCUAUGUGUUUGCUGGGGAUUUCAACGCCACUAUCCACCCGGGGCUGGAUUCCCUCCAGGAACGCCCGCCCACGGCAGAUGCGGAGGCGCUACAGUUGUUUAUGGCAGAAUUGGACUGUGUGGACGUCUACCGCACGGCCUUCCCUGCGGAACGGGAGUUCACYUGGUAUGGAUCGGCAAACCGAAGGAGCCGGAUUGACAUGGUGUGGGCCUCGAGUUCGAUCUUCAUGUGCGGCAGCGAGAUUGCUUACCUUCCAACAGCGCUGUCAGACCAUGUAAAGGUCGCAGCCAACUUUCCGGUGGGGGACAUUAUGGUUGGUCAUCCACAACCGUCCCUUCCCGCAUGGGUCUUUCAGGAUGAAGAGUAUAAACCUCUGAUUCAACAACAUUGGGAUAAUUGGCUGCCGCGACGCCCCCAAGGAAUGGAUGAGUUGGGAUGGAUGCCGCAGGGCAAUGCUCUGAUGCGCAGGUGUCUGCAUGAUAGGCUGGCCGGUAGCUACCGUGCCCACUUGGCCACAGGACAGGAGUACGCCGACCGCCUCAGUGCGCUUAAUUGUGGCCCCAAGGACGAGCAGACGGAAGAGGAAUGGUGGGUGGAGCGARUGGAGGCCGUGCGGGAGUGGCAAGAGUGGGAGACGGUGGAAACCGCCCGCUGGGGGCGCAGAUCAAAGGUGGGAUGGACUGUAGUGGGUGAGAAGAUGUCUCGACGAUUUUUCAGAGAGCUGGGAAAGAAGCAGGGGAUUGCCCUCAUGACGGCAAUGGACCCCCCCUUAGACCUGCGACAGGCGAGGCAAGAGACUACGUUGGGGAUUUUGGACUGUGUAACGGACUUCUAUGCAGAUCUGUUUACGGAGGAGGAGGGAUGGACUGUGGAGCAGAUGGCGAUGGCCCCGCAGGAGCACAUUUGGAGGCACGUCCCGCCUGGCCUCACUCAGGAGCAGGCGCAUGCUUUAGAGAUGGACAUCACGCUAGAAGAGGUCCUUAGGGCGAUCGGAGAGCUGCCAAGACUCAAGGCGCCGGGGGUGGAUGGAGUCCCUAUUGAAAUGUAUAAGGCACAGAAUCAUUUCUUUGGUCCACUCCUCACGCGGGCCUUCAAUGAGGCUUUGCACGCGGGGCAUCUCCCGGAAGGCUUUGCAGAUGCCUUUGUGGUGCUGAUCUAUAAGAAGGGUGCCCGCGAGGAUGUCAGGAAUUGGCGCCCGAUAUCAAUCCUCAAUGCUCCCUACAAGAUCCUCGCCAAGGGAUGCCCGCUUUCACCUACUCUGUAUGUCAUCUACAUAGAGGCCCUACACGACCUCCUCCGAGGGGAUGAAGCUUUGCAGGGACUGCAGUUGAGACAAGAUAUGGUCCUCAAGUCCACUGCCUUUGCAGAUGACACCGGUGCAGUCAUCCCUCCUACCACACAGCAAUUAAGGCGCCUCCAAAUGGAUCUGGAAUUGUUUUCACAACACUCAGGAGCCAGGGUGAAUUGGCGAAAGUCGCAGGCCAUCCUCCCACAGGGCUAUAUUGCCCCAGAAGGCUGGGAUGUGCCCACCUUGGCGGAUGGUGAAAACCUGUGUUUUUUGGGGGCCCUGAUUCAUCCAGUGGGAGGGGGUGCUCAGCAGAUGGAAGGAUUGGCGGCGACAGCAAUUCUGAGGUUGGGGCGAUGGGCGAAGGGGACGCAUCUGGGAGUGUUUGGCAAGGCCCUCGUCCUUAAAAAUUCGGUGUUGUUCACGAUGUGGUAUGCUGGGGCCAUCCACAUGCCGAAGAGGCGGGUUUUCCGACAGUUGCGGGCAGCGGUGCAUAGAUACCUGUGGGCGGGAGAUGUGGAAGCGGAGUYGGUAAUCCCCAGGGUGGCUUGGUCGAAGCUCACCCAGCCCAGGAGUCAAGGGGGGCUGGGGAUCUUGGACCCAGAACUGCAGAUGACGGCGCUUCAGUUGCGCAACCUGCUGUGGUUUUUGUUGGGGACGGCGGGCACAGCGUGGGAGAGCCUUACCACUCAGCAUUUGGCCCUGGCGCUUGGCAUGACAGAGCAAAUGGUCUUAGUGGCGCUGGCCAGCCUAGGCCUCAUUAGCCACAUUAAGAGGAACCAGAUUUGGUCCGCUGCGCUGACAUUGUGGAAAAAGCUCCAAUCACAGCAAGAGUUACCGGUCACCGCUGACGAUGUCUAUAAUCAACUCCGCUUUGACAACCCCUGCAUAUGUGACGAUACGGGUGAUCCGUUCCCAAGGUAGGGGAAGCCUGGAGCUCUUGGGAAGCAUUGGGCGGAAUGUG